This is a messenger RNA of Staurois parvus, 309 nucleotides long. NCBI's taxonomy places the organism in Eukaryota, Metazoa, Chordata, Amphibia, Anura, Ranidae. The record is from the annotation of a GenBank genome assembly.
CCACCUCAAUGCCACAUAUCAGUGCCACCUGCCAGUGCCCAUCAGUGCCACCUAUCAGUGGCAGUCAGUGCCACCUAUCAAUGCCAGUUAGUGCCACCUAUUAGUGCUGCAAAUCAGUGCCGCCUAACAGUGCCAAUCUGUGCCGCCUAUCAGUGCCAGUCAGUACCGCCUAUCAGUGCCGCAUAUGAGUGCUGCCUUUCAGGGCCCAUCAGUGAUGCCUAGCAAUGCCCAUCAGUGCCACCUACCAGUGCCGCCUCAUCAGUGGCCAUCACUGCCACCUAUCAGUGCCCAUCACUGCAGCUUCAUUAG